Molecule: messenger RNA, 1627 nt
Organism: Brassica napus (rape)
Lineage: Eukaryota; Viridiplantae; Streptophyta; Magnoliopsida; Brassicales; Brassicaceae
Exons: 4
Coding region: 378-1382 (334 amino acids)
Source: RefSeq, a predicted model, not a curated record
CCUCUUCCGUUUCGCUUCUUUUCUGAGGUUUUAUUAUUGUUGUAAAAGUUUUAUUACACCAUAUCAUUCGCGCGAAUAACCGAGAUUCCUCCCGGAAUCUUAUUUCCUCUGAAAGUGACAGGUGGAUUGUAGAAAACUGCAACGAGAGAAGAGCGAAGAUUAAAAAGGUCAAAAGCCGGAGAAAAUUUACAGUCAAUAAAGGGAGGGGGGGGGGGAUUAUGGAGCACUAAUGUCAAUUUUGUCUUAUGAGGUUCGUUCGUAUUGCGAUUAUUCUCCUCUCCUUUUGUUUCGAGCUGUGAUUGCGAUGUUUUUCGGGGUUUAGUGGGGUAGAGCAAUUAAUGGUAUUGCUUGGAUGGUAGAGACGUUUUUGACUUACUAUGAGCACACGAAGAAACAACAACGGCUUUUCCAAAGCUGAGAAAGUUUGUGGGCCGAAUUGGAUCUUAAUUGCAGGGGGUGCCUUGUUGAGCACUUUGUCCAUCCGCUUUGGCUGGAGACUUAGGCAGUCGUCUCUUGAUUUCAACCCUCAAAUUCAAUCCAAUGCCUCUCUUGGAUUCAAAGCUAAUGGAACAUCUGAGAGGGGAAUUUUUUUAGGUUGUUGUUUGCACUCCAGCAAAUCUUCAUGUGCACAUAAUGAUGAGUAUUGUUGCUUCCACUCCAUUCCAGGAACUGAGCAUGUCGAGGGGAAAGAGGAGACAAACGGGCACAUGAUAUCUGCAUCUGACACUUCACUGCCUCUUGUAACCCUUCCUGCUCCAUCAUACGGCAAAGAGAACGGGGUCAUGUGGACUUCUUCUCCUGAUCGCCUGGAACUUCCUCCGAAACCAUACAAUCACCAUUCCACCUGCUCGGAUUCACCUUGCGUGUCUGAAACCAGCUCAGACAUCUUCAGCAAACGAGAAGUAAUACAGAAACUGAGGCAACAGCUGAAGAGGCGCGACGACAUGAUACUUGAAAUGCAGGAACAGAAUCUAGUGCUGCAAAACUCGUACAACGCACAGAGGGCACACUCUAGCCAUCUCCAGGCACAGCUAGACUCGAUGAACAGAGAUCUGUUCGAAUCAGAAAGGGAAGUUGAGAGACUGAGAAAAGCAAUCGCUGAUCACAGCGUGGGAUGCACAGGUAGCAACGGCAAGACAUCUCCUGUUGCACCUUGGAGUAACGGGUUUAUGGAGAGCGAGAACAAUUAUGAGUCGCAGGAAAAGGGAUCAAGGGAUGGAGAGAGAAUAGAGAUGUUGAGAAAGGAAGUGGAGGAGCUUAAAGAAGUGAUAGAUGGAAAAGAGUAUCUACUAAGGAACUAUAAAGAGCAGAAGAAUGAGCUAUCACAGAAGGUGAAAGAGUUGCAGCAGAGAUUGGACUCGCAGUUCCCAAACAUACUGUAGGUUUAUGAGUUAGGGCAUUGUGCAUUCUUGCUAGUUGCUUCUCUUUCUUUUGGUUUUGGUAUUUUCUGCUUCUCUGAGAGAAAAUGAACGAUGUACUAAAGCUCAUCUUUGGAGUCUCUCACUCUGGAGAGAAUAAUUUUCAGGUUCUUCUCUCUCUGGCUUUAGCUUUGGUUUUGUAAUGUUUUGAUUUUGUUUCUGGUUGUGUCUUGUCUCUGUUUUGAAUGUAGAGGAAAGUAGUCGUUGAA